Ascochyta rabiei is the source of this 1242-nucleotide messenger RNA. RefSeq lists its product as uncharacterized. The record is from RefSeq and is a predicted model, not a curated record. The coding region runs from base 1 to 1242 and encodes 413 amino acids. Lineage: Eukaryota; Fungi; Ascomycota; Dothideomycetes; Pleosporales; Didymellaceae. The transcript has a single exon.
AUGAGGCUCUCGAAGGAUCGACCAUGUACGCCUCCACCAACAUCUGGGCUCAUCACCCCGCCGUCCACUGGAGGCUUUGUCAAACAGGCUCUGUUUGCUAGGCAGCAGGAGGCUCUCUAUGAUGAUAGGCGUCAAGCCAAGCUUCGUGGAGGUGAGACAUGCACUGAGUUCUUCGAGGAUUAUAUCGAAGGUUCCAACACCGAGAUCGAACACAGCCACAGCAGUAUCAGCCCUGCUCGAUCAGACAACCCCUCACAACCUUCCGAUGGCGAAUCUCCGAUUACAGCGAUCGUCGUUUCAACCGGUACCUACAUGCCUGGACCUUCCACCUUCGAAGAACCCAGCCUCCUCGCUUCGCCUAUCACAAAAAUCGACACGUGUGCUGUUACCAAGUCAUUUCCGUUCAUGAAGCUCCCUCCUUCUGUCCGCAACCGAAUCUACGAAAACCUCCUGGUCAUACCCGCCCUUAUUUGCGUGCGCCAGAAGCACACAUCUUUCCAUGACGAGAAGAAGGCCUUUCUCUACGCCGAGCGCCGCGAACUACUUCCUGGCAUUGCGUAUGCACUUGCUCAGGCCAAAGUCAACGCUUUCAAAACCCGCUUCUCCAAGUUUCCAGGCGCCAACCUCAACAUGCUCCGUAUCAGCAAAGAAGUCUUCGCCGAGGCACGGGCGGUCAUGUACAGCAUGAACAGUUUCGAAAUUGUCAAGCCCACCAACGAGCUGACACCCCAGCCCGAUUUCAGCAUUGCCCUUUUCCCAUCUGGGUACCAGCGUCUCGUUACAAAGCUCAGCAUUCGCAUCCGCACGUUCUACGCCCUCGACUGGCUUCUGAGUGGCGGCUACAACAUCAUCAAGAACCACUACCGUGGUCUGCGCACACUUACGCUGAUCUUGGAGAUGGAUUCAGCGACGAAAAGCUUCGGCCGUGAAUGGGCAAGGAAGCAGGGUGAGAAGUGGACCACUUUCAUCAGACGCCUGCAGGCCCAAUUGGCUGAAGAUCUAUUUGGCGAGGCCAAGUCGAAGAAGACGAAGACGACGACGACGAUUACGACGACGAUCCCAACGUCGAUCAACCUGCGCGUUCUCUUUGGUGGCGAGGCCUACGAGGGAAACUCCUGUACCUCUGUCGAAAAUGUUGGCGUCGCAGUAACUAGCAGCGUGAGAAUGGAGCAGGUCAAGCGCAGCGAGCUCAGAAGCGCCCUGGUCGAGACCUGGGAACUUUUCAAGAAGGGCGGCAAGUAG